GUGCACGACUAGCUAGUGUUGUAUUGAAGUUGUGAUACUCUCGGACGUCGUAGUUGUAUCGUUGGAAUGUGUCCUUUAGUAUAGAUAGUUGAGGCUGUAGGUUACAGGCGGCUCACACUUUUGUAUAAAGUAACAGAAUGUUUCUUUUGUACGUAUGUAUGUUUUCCUUACAAGAGCUCUUUUGUGUUGCUGCUUGAGUGACUGGUUCCCUACACCUGCUAUUAUUACUAUCGCUCUGUAUACUUUGAGAUUGCUGAGAUCAGGAUAUCGUUCGAUGGAGGUGCCACCUCUCUCAAUUUUGCCGAGGCUGCUCUGCUCAUUCAGGGAUCAGCCUGCAUAUACAGCAGAAAGGUGGAGUAUCUUCAUGCACUAGUCUAUCAGACACUGGACCUCCUCUCUAGCAAAAGGAAAUUGGCUCAUGGGUCGUCGGUGGAUGACCAGGGCAGAGACUCUGAUGUCUCCGUUCGUCAUGAAGAGCCGCUACUGGUGUUGGACGACCUGCCAGUCAGUAACGUUGACAUGGGAGAGAAAAACUGUAACACCACUCUAAUG
Messenger RNA from Geodia barretti, 552 nucleotides. The record is from the annotation of a GenBank genome assembly. NCBI's taxonomy places the organism in Eukaryota, Metazoa, Porifera, Demospongiae, Tetractinellida, Geodiidae.